AUGCUCGAAUCAUCGCGUUUCUUCAUUAGUAUCAGUUUGUUUCUAAUUACUUUGACAUUAAUUUUUCAUUUCGUGGCUAUGGGAUAUCCUCGAUGGAAGGCCUCUGAACGACGUACUGGGAGCGAACGUACUAUCACUGUCGGUAUCUUCCAACGAUGUGAAAAUCAACCCAUUUCUAUUUCAUCAGCGAAAAACAAAUCCUAUCCCAUCUGUGAUGACAAUAAAUACAUUUUUCCUGGUAAUAAGAACUGUCGCGAGUCACAACAAUCCGGAGCGAACCUAGUCAAUCAUAGGUUAUGCCAUCAAGCAAAUAACCCUUGUCAAUGUGAUUAUUCGUCCAUAGCAAAAGGAUUAAUUUCGUGUACAAUCAUCGCAGCUUGUACAUUAAGUUUAUCUUUUCUCUUGAUUUUCUCCCAUAUUAUAAUCAAUCCAUACAAAUACCAAUUUCAUCUUUAUAUAACCGUUGUCACUGUGUUUCUUCUACUUGUCGGCUUGAUUUUCAUUUUCGUCGCACUUAUUUUACUCGGUUCAUCGUUGAAUUAUGAUUUAUAUCAAUAUCAUUAUGAUUUAAGAAAUCGUUUAGAAGAAGCAAAUACACAACAACAAAAAGAUGAGAUUCGUGCAAAUGUUACGACAUAUGCAGCGAAGGAUUUUCAUACUCGGCUUGAUUGGGCAGCAGGUUUAGAAAUCAUCGCAUUAUUUUUUACCGGCUUUACGUUAAUGAUACGAGCCAUUCAUCUUGUACGUAUUUACCGAAAUCGGAACGUUUGA
This is a messenger RNA of Adineta ricciae, 771 nucleotides long. NCBI's taxonomy places the organism in Eukaryota, Metazoa, Rotifera, Eurotatoria, Adinetida, Adinetidae. The record is from the annotation of a GenBank genome assembly.